This is a messenger RNA of Stegodyphus dumicola, 3658 nucleotides long. Its product is annotated as cell adhesion molecule Dscam1-like. Gene Ontology annotation, cellular component: synapse. Gene Ontology annotation, molecular function: protein binding. Gene Ontology annotation, biological process: synapse assembly; homophilic cell-cell adhesion. Lineage: Eukaryota; Metazoa; Arthropoda; Arachnida; Araneae; Eresidae. The record is from RefSeq and is a predicted model, not a curated record.
UAGAAGGAUGAGUCUAAAAAUCGAACAACCAUGGUGACUCAUAGUAUCGCCGGAAUACAAAAAGUACCUGGAGGAUAAUAUUGUAAAAUGGAACCCAAAAGUGAAAUAAUACUCGAAAAAUGCAUGGUUACGUUUAUGAAACGUAUCACGUCUAGUGAUACGAAGUGCUUUUGCCAAACUGUGUGAAAUUUCUUCUCCAAAAUGCAUCAUCAAUGUGUGUGGCUGUUGUCUGGUGUGGGGAUAAUUUUCUAUGUGGCAAUGGGUGCUUUAGCUUCUAUGGUAUCUCUAGUGCCUCCAAAACUGAUGCCCCUUACUAGAAGUGCUCAGUUGCGAAAAGGAGAGAGGUAUCACGUGACAUGCAGUACGAGCGAUGGAUCUCCACCUCUUACCUUUACCUGGUCGAAGGAUGGAGUAAACAUCGAAGCAAGGGAGGAUCCUCCAAGUCCAACAGAAAUCGGAAUUAAAAAACUGAAUGAGUACUCAACGUCAUUGAUGGUGGAGGAUGUGCAAGAACAACACACAGGAAAUUACAGCUGCACCGUUGCUAAUGCUGCAGGUCGCGACACUGGAACUACAAGCCUAGAAGUCCUCUUUCCACCAAACUGGGUGAGACCUCCAAGUGAUGUAUCAGUUGUGGCUGGGAGCAAGAUCAACCUGUAUUGUGAAGCAAAAGGUUCCCCAAAGCCUACUAUCACCUGGAGGAAAAACACAGACUUUUCCGCCUUGAAUUUCGAUGUCAUUCAUUCAGAUGGCAGACUGCGUAUAGCUGAUGACGGUCAAAGUAUCAAAAUUCCAGAGGCAAAAAAAGAGGAUGAAGGAUUUUAUGAAUGCCAUGUGAGUAAUGGGAUCGGAGAUCAGUUACGAAAAUCCAUAAGGGUAGAAGUCCAAGUUCCUCCAAAAGUGGCACCAGGUCCGAGUUCUGUCGUCGUCGAGAAGAAUAAAGAUGUAGACAUCCAAUGCAAUAUGACUGGCGAUUCUCCUUUGAACAUCAUGUGGGAAAAGAAUGGACGUCCUCUGGAAGAACGAAAGCCUCGAAUACAAAUUCAAGAAUUUCCGACGGAGAGGGGCGUGACCACUUCCUUGCUCUUGACUCACGUGGAUAGAGGUACCAGUGGACUCUACGUCUGCAAGGCUCGAAACAGCUAUGGAGAGAGCUAUCGCAUUAUCAAUGUCGAUGUCGUCGAGAUUCCUGGUCAGCCUAAAGAUCUAACAGUGACUCAAAUAUGGACUCGUAGCGUUCAGCUAACUUGGACCUCUCCAUACCAUGGCAAUAGGCCCAUAACAGCAUAUAUUGUGCAUUUUUGGAAAACAGAAGGUAAAUCUGAGCCGCCACCAGACAAACCCGAAGUGCUUCGAAUUCCAUCCCUUCAGACUGUGGUUGUCGUUCCAAAGCUUCUUCCCAACAGCUUUUACAGCUUGUUGGUGAUGGCUGAGAACGAAGUUGGUAUUGGGCCAGCUUCGCAUCCUGUUACUGCCACGACAAGAGAAGAAGAACCUGACUGGGCCCCUUCUGAAGUGACUGUGAUUGAUAAACACGCAACGUCAGCGAAGUUGAAAUGGAAAUGCCCUCACCGAAAUGAAUGGAGCGUAUUUUUAAAAGGUUACUAUGUUGGUUACAAAAAGAUGAGUUUAAAAACCGUCUAUACGUAUAGAACACUGAAUGCAGAAACUUGCAAAAAUCAUCAAGAAUUCGUGCUUCAAGGCCUUCAGAGAGCUUCCAGUUACUUGGUGAUCGUGAAAGCUUACAAUCACGUGGGCGUUGGCCCUCCUUCUGAGCAGGUUGUGGUCCAUACCGCCGAUGGAGGUCCUCCAAGAACUCCGCAUAUGAAGAUCCUUCAGAAGGGUGCUGUAAUGUGUCAUUUGAAAAUAUGGCCUAGAGAGAAUAGUAGGAGCUUGCCUACCCAAUUUGCUCUUCAUGUCCGGGAGAAAAAUGGUGACAAACAUAAAAUAUUUGUCUCGGUACUUCCAUCCAUGAACUAUUCCAUAGGCGGCCUCAUCCCUGGUCGUCAGUAUGAGAUUUCUGUCACUGCCAUCAACCGAUUCGGUGAAAGUGCCGCAUCAGGUACAAUAGAAUUUAUCACCGACCAAACAGAUCCGUCAUUACUGGAUCCGUCUGCAGAACCUGUAUACGAAAAAGUCUAUUUUGUGCUACCAAUCGUAUUAUCUGCCAUUGCUAUUAUCAUCAUGCCCAUCGUUGCCUGCUACUGCCACAGUAAACUCAAUCCGAGGCCAAUUCAAACAGAACUGAUUGAGGAUAGAGAUUUCUUGUACGCUGCAGCUACGCUUCAGCGUCUAAGCACUCUUCGUAGAGCCUCCGCUACUAUGUCCAGACCUGUACCUGCGCGAACCUCUUCGCUUCCCAGACCAGCAAGAUCUUCCAGAGCAACUACCACAACACUACCGAAACCUGAACCUCAACCCGUUCCAGAGCCGGAACCAUCUCCGGCCUUACCUACUUCCUAUUCAACACUCCAAAACUAUGGGACAGCUAUUGCUGAAAAUGAGCCUUCUACGCCUCCUGUCAAUAAGGCAACUAUCAGUGUGCCUGAUGACAACAGAUACGAUUCAGUGGUGGAAGAAAUGAGAACAUUCAUUAAAGACAAAGGCUCUACUAAGCCAAAGAAACUUGAAGCAGAAGCUGUUGUUGAAGACGAUUCUUCGGAUGAUUCCUGACAUCAGAUUACAUUGGAUAUUUAAUUGCGGAUAUCCAAUGUAAGUGAAUAGAAAAGAUUCGUUACCAAGAACGAGUUAUGGAAAAAAUAACUAUGCAUUAUUCUAAUUACAGUACGGUUAAUCAACUUCUUGUGAAUCGGUUUUUUUAUCGUAAAAAGCCAAACUAGAACGCUGAAUUCGAACAGGGAAUUCUAACCAUUGAAAUUAUAUGUGCUAUGUGUGCUGUGCCUCCAUCUCCAGGUCCUACUUAUAUAAUGGAAAAUAUUAACGAAUUUUAUGCCCGUUUAAUAUUUAUCCUGAUUAUUGUGCUCUCGAAUGCAAUGAAUUAAAAAUUUCUAUACGAAAAGCUUCAGCAUGCUUCUGUGACGUAUUAAAGUAUUUAACUGUAAUGUAUCUGUGACGGUGCUGAUUCAUCUCUUACGAAUUACAUGUGCGCUGUUUAAAAUAAAGUUUUGUAGGGAAAAUAAGAUAAUACAUUGAAUAGCAUUGAAAUAAUCAAACUGAAAUUGAGGAGACUACAUGCCUCAAGUGUGAAUGUCAAGUAUGAAGACUAUUUAUAUAUUUAAAAAGUUUUUUUCUUGGUUAUCAUAAACUGUUGCAAAACUUUUAUAGAGCAUUUAUUUACAGUGCUUUUACGUAAAUGUUAUCAUCAAAUGCAUUUGCAUUGUAUAGAUAUAAAAUAUCUUAACCCAUAAAUAAAAACCUGAAGUUUCGUAAUUAAUAAUGACUCCUUAAUAAAAGCCUGAAGUUUCGUAAUUUAAUUGGACUCGAAUUUAGUGUAUUAAAGCGAUCAAUAAUUAAAUGCUUGUUAUCUCAUCUGAAUUUUCCACCAGUACGAGUGUUCCUAGUAACAAACAAUUUCCAACCAUUAAAAUUUUCAAAGUUUUUAGUCCAAAGGGAUUUGAAUCCCGAAGAACUAUUAGUUUCGUUUUGGCAUUUUGCGUCGGACGGAUAAAUGUCGGUUCACUUUUCAAACUGUUGCCAU